GUAAAUGGAAUAGUCCAAGGUCAAAGAUCAAAUUUGAGGUGAACUGGUAGUACCUGGUACUGUGGUCCCAUGAUCAGUCUUGCGAAGUGUGUUGCGACGGAUUCAAGGCUCGACAUUCAGAACAUUCCGCUCCAGUAAAAUCACAAUGGCAAACGCCAACAACGAGACCCCGUGCUGUAUCGGGGACAGACUGGAGUAUGGCUCCAAGGGGAGGGAGCUGAAGGUGGGCGGCGUCGACAUGUACCUGGCCACGCCCAAAACCCCCACCAAGAAGGGAAUCGUGGUUUAUAUAGACAUCUAUGGCUGGCAGAUGCCCAACACCCGUUACAUGGUGGACAUGAUAGCCAACAAUGGAUAUGUGGCAAUUCUUCCAGAUGCAUUUCAAGGUGCAGAACCUUGGUCACCUGACAGAGAUAAGAGCACCUUCCUUGAAUGGAAAAAGACAAAGGACCCAAACAAAAUUCAUACCGUAGCUGAUGCAGCAGUAGGUUACCUACAGCAGGAGUGUGGUGUGGACCAGCUGGGAUGUGUGGGUUUCUGCUGGGGAGGGCGAGCUGUGCACGCCUGUCUGGUGGACCGGAAGGACUUCAAGUGUGGAGUGGCUUUCUACGGUAUUGCUAACAAAGAUGAUGAGAAACUUGGACUACUGAAUGCACCUGGGCUCUUCAUCUUUGGAGAAAAUGAUCCUGUGAUUCCUUUGGAUCAGGUUGAAACUCUUAAGACAGAGUUGAAGAAGUCUUGUAAGGUGGACUACCACGUGACCGUGUAUGAAGGAAUGCCACACGGUUUCGCACAUCGUAAAAAGGAAGAGAAUGACAAAGAUGCAGCGGCCAUUGAUGGGGCACGUCUUGAGAUGCUGAAGUGGCUGGAGAAGUACAUGUAAUAAGCCAUAUGAAUACAGGCUAUUUCCACACUUUCCUUUACCUUUAUGAAGUGUUCAUUCACCUAAUACAUUGUAGUAUGUGUAGAUGAUUGGCAUGGCUGAAAUGGAGACUACUAGAUAAGUACACUGGAAACAAUUGUAAGUUCAAUGUUCAGGUUUUAAUUGAGAUUCUGGAUAAUGCUAUAACAGUUUGAUUAGAUUCCAUUCAACUUGAUAAGAUUCAACUUGAUAAGAUCAACUUAAAACUAGCUCACAAAAUUGUAUGAUGCUAGUAGUCCCUAUUUUAUAAAGAAUACAGGGGUAGAUGGGAGUGGACAACAUCACACAUUCGCUCAUUACUUUGAUGAAUGUUAGACAUCCAGAUCAAUAAUAUUUGAGGACCUUACAAUGAACAUAAGUCUGUAUAAUUAGACAAUAAGAAUAUGUAACAUUAUAUAUGUGAAUUCAUACAUAUCCUGAUAUCUAUAUUUGAUUGUAUAACCAGAGAUAAUCAAAUUAGAUAGAUGAAAUACUAUCUACUUUAUCUUUUAUACAAUAAAUCAUCCACCACUUUG
This is a messenger RNA of Branchiostoma floridae (Florida lancelet), 1437 nucleotides long. Its product is annotated as carboxymethylenebutenolidase homolog. The transcript has 6 exons. NCBI's taxonomy places the organism in Eukaryota, Metazoa, Chordata, Leptocardii, Amphioxiformes, Branchiostomatidae. The record is from RefSeq and is a predicted model, not a curated record. Gene Ontology annotation, molecular function: hydrolase activity. The coding region runs from base 146 to 883 and encodes 245 amino acids.